This is a messenger RNA of Penicillium waksmanii, 1191 nucleotides long. RefSeq names its product M24 family metallopeptidase. The transcript has a single exon. The record is from RefSeq and is a predicted model, not a curated record. Bases 1 to 1191 code for a protein of 396 amino acids. Lineage: Eukaryota; Fungi; Ascomycota; Eurotiomycetes; Eurotiales; Aspergillaceae.
AUGAUCGGAAGCCCACACAGGAACGGAACGGGCACCCCUAUACUGUCUGAUGAAUCUAUCCCGGCUGCGGAGUAUCAACAACGCAUUCAAAGAGUACGAAAAGCCAUUGACUCUAAUGGGCUAGUUGGGCUGAUCUCCUUUGGCGAUUGCUGGCGCGGCUCCAACAUCUGCUACUUCACGGAAUUCCGACCUCUGGAUGGAGUAUCUGAUAUCGCCAACGCAAUCUUCUUUCUUGGUGUGGAUGAAGAAGAGCCUGCAUUAUUCGUCUCCAAACAAUGCGUUGACUAUGCCUCCGAAGUCACCACAUUCCCUGUCUACAGCUUUGACGAAAUGAAACCGCGUCUCCAAGCAUUUGCGGCCCUGAUUCAUACGGGUACACUUGGGUUAGCUGGUGCCUUCUACUUCCCGGAAGACCUCGCUCGCAGGGUGAGGGCAUCGAUCGGGGACCUCAGACUGGAGGAGACCCAGGUUCUAGCCGAGAUUAAGGCAAUCAAAAGCCCUCGCGAAGUUGAUUUAAUCCGCAAAGCCUCCGCGCUAACAGACAUGGCGAUGGUUGCCAUCCGCGAUACAUUGGCCGAUGGCAUGCCACAUACCGAGCGGGAGCUGGCUUUAAUUGCCGAUCGCGCCAUGCUAGCUGGAGGUGCUGAGCGAACAGGCUAUGACUCCAUGGUGCAAGCCGGUCCUCGCUCGGCUUUCAAUCUCGCUCGGCCCACUGACCGCAUCGUUCAGCCUGGCGAAUUGGUCAUGACUGACAUUGGCGCCCGUUAUCGCGGAUACGUCGCUGAUGGGGGACGAGGAUUCACGUACGGCAAUGUGAGCGCGGAAAAGAUAGCGAUUGUGAAAGCAGCAGCUUCUGCCGUUGAAGCCGGUCUGGCGGCUGCACGGCCAGGCAUCACGGCUUCAGAUCUCAACAAGGUGAUCCAAAAAGCGUUGGUAAAGUCCGGUUACGAGGAAUACUCCAGCGAGGCACGUGGACAUGGAACAGGCCAUGGGACAGGUAUGGAUCCGGAGGAGGAGCAGCCGUGGAUUGGUCCAGGGAACCAAACCAUCUUGCGCGAGAACAUGGUAUUCACGUUGAAGAGCACUAUCACCGUACCAGGCGUUGGGGGUCUUCGGACGGAGCGGAUUGUGCGAUUAACGGCGACAGGGUGUGAACCGCUAGAUUUUUUCCCAAUGGAGUUAUAUUGGUAG